Molecule: messenger RNA, 1638 nt
Organism: Rubroshorea leprosula
Lineage: Eukaryota; Viridiplantae; Streptophyta; Magnoliopsida; Malvales; Dipterocarpaceae
Source: the annotation of a GenBank genome assembly
AACACUUGCAAAAUUUGAAGCCCCUUUUUCUUUCUUUCUUUCUUUCUCACCUGCCUCUCUCCUCUCUCAUUCACACACAGAAAAUAAGAAAGGGCUUCAAAUUAAGGAGUUAGUGAUGGCUGUUCUAGAUAUUGAGCAGCCUAAUUCUGCACCACUGUCCACUGUUGCAAUCUCCAACACUCACGGUGAAGACUCUCCUUUCUUCGCCGGAUGGAAGGCCUAUAACGAGAAUCCUUAUGAUGAAUUGAACAAUCCCUCAGGAGUAAUUCAGAUGGGAUUAGCUGAAAAUCAAGUUUCAUUUGACAUGGUGGAGAAGUAUGUAGAAGAGCACUCAGAAGAAUCAAGCUGGGGAAAAGGGGCACCAGGAUUUCGAGAGAAUGCUCUGUUCCAAGAUUACCAUGGACUGAAAUCCUUCAGACAGGCCAUGGCAGGGUUCAUGGAGGAAAUCAGGGGAGGAAGAGCUAAAUUUGAUCCUGACAAAAUUGUCAUCACCGCCGGUGCAACGGCCGCCAACGAGCUCUUGACAUUUAUUUUAGCUGAUCCCGGUGAUGCUUUGUUGAUUCCUACUCCCUACUAUCCAGGAUUCGACAGAGAUCUGAGCUGGAGAACAGGGGUGAAUAUCAUCCCAAUUCAUUGUGACAGCAAGAGCAAUUUCCAAGUCACACCGGAAGCUAUGGAGGCUGCAUACAAGAAAGCAGAAUCCAUGAACACCAAAGUAAAAGGAAUUCUGAUAACAAACCCGUCUAACCCAUUAGGCGCAACGAUCCAACGAUCCGUCAUGGAACAAAUUCUCGAUUUUGCAAUCCGGAAAAACAUUCAUCUUGUCUCCGAUGAAAUCUACUCCGGAUCAACCUUCUCCUCGACGGAAUUCAUCAGCAUUGCCGAAAUCCUGGAAGCUCGGAAGUACAGAGAAGCGGAAAGAGUUCAUAUUGUUUACAGUCUUUCUAAAGAUCUCGGCCUUCCCGGAUUCAGAGUCGGAACAAUCUACUCUUACAACGACAGAGUCGUAACCACCGCCCGGAGAAUGUCGAGCUUCACCCUGAUUUCUUCCCAGACGCAGCAUCUCUUAGCCUGCAUGCUUUCCAACAAGGAAUUCACUCAAAACUACAUAACGACAAACAGAGAAAGGCUCCAGAAAAGAUACGAAAUGAUCAUCAACGGGCUGAGGAGCGCCAGAAUCGAGUGUCUCAAAGGCAAUGCCGGGCUGUUUUGCUGGAUGAAUCUGAGUCCGUUACUUGAGGAAAAUACCAAAGAAGGGGAACUGGCUCUCUGGGACAUUAUCCUCAACGAGGUGAGGCUGAAUAUUUCUCCGGGAUCGUCCUGCCAUUGCUCCGAACCAGGGUGGUUCAGGGUGUGUUUUGCUAACAUGAGCGAGCAGACAUUAGAGGUUGCAUUGAGAAGAAUACAUGAUUUCGUGGAGGAAAGGAAGAAAGGGAAGUUGAAUUAAACUGAUUUUUCUUUCCCUGAAUAUACUUUUUCAGUCGAGUUUUUCAAACUCCACUUUGAUUUUUUGGGAGACACACUGUCUCCCCCUGAACAGGGUUUAUCCCUUUUUUUUUUUUUUUUUUCGGUUUUUUUGGUUUUCCGCCCGGUAUCCGGGUUUCGUCUUGGAUCCGAGCCGCGUUGCGCACUUGAAAA